UUCAAGCAGUGUGUAAUAAAUGUACAUUUGGAGUUUAUUCCAGGUGCAGAGGGCAUCACUCAGGCUAGUUAAGAAAGUAGGUCUUGCAACUGAAACAAAUGUGGGUGCUAAUAAACUGUCCUACCUUACUUGCAGUCCUUGUAUACUCUCCCCCAGCCACAGAAGCAGAUUUGCCUUUUUCUCCCACAGAAAAGCAGUGUGACAAAAAAGUGAGAAAUACCGGAUCGCAAAACUCCAGCAGUUUCAAACAUGAGGAACAGCAUCUCCUGCAAACUUCUGGGUCCAGCAGCAGCUCCCUGAAUAAUCCAGCUUAAUCUGCAAGCAGUGUAAUAAGUAACAAUAAAAAGAAAACAACUGAAGGAUUUCAGCAGCAACAUUCAGCUGCAGAAGGAUGUAAGUGUCACAGCAGCGACAGACACAACUCUCUGAGCUCAGGGCAUUCUGAUAACGGAGGAAUGCAGGUGAAUGUGACUUGUAUUGUUAAAGUAUGCAGUCCAGACUGCAGUUCCCAGUUCCCAGAACAGACUAGUUCAACUAGCAUGGAUUAUGGAAAUGCUCCCUAUUAUUCCCCAACAGGGGAAGAAAUUCCCCCUUCAAGAGAAGAACACCUCUUGAAAAAAGGAACUGAAAUUCAGACCUCAGUGGAAAAUGAGGACAAUUUACUUCAAGGCUCACUGUCAGAAGAAGUUCCUCUGGGUAUUGAAGAUGUGGGGAUGAAAACCAGUUAA
Messenger RNA from Neopsephotus bourkii (Bourke's parrot), 728 nucleotides. RefSeq names its product tumor necrosis factor receptor superfamily member 1B-like. The record is from RefSeq and is a predicted model, not a curated record. Lineage: Eukaryota; Metazoa; Chordata; Aves; Psittaciformes; Psittacidae. Gene Ontology annotation, molecular function: tumor necrosis factor binding; tumor necrosis factor receptor activity. Gene Ontology annotation, biological process: negative regulation of neuroinflammatory response; positive regulation of oligodendrocyte differentiation; positive regulation of membrane protein ectodomain proteolysis.